This is a messenger RNA of Caenorhabditis angaria, 1386 nucleotides long. NCBI's taxonomy places the organism in Eukaryota, Metazoa, Nematoda, Chromadorea, Rhabditida, Rhabditidae. The record is from the annotation of a GenBank genome assembly.
AUGGAAGAUUUGUUUGGUGGUUUAAGUGAGAGUAGUAGCGAUGAAGGAGAAGAUGUUGCGCAAAAAAAUCCGACAAAAAUCGAUGAAGAUUUAGCGCUAAGCGAUGACGAAGAGGAGGAAACCAUUGAAAAUCCGGGAAAUCAAGUUAUAAAUGAUUUGGAAUUAAGUGAGGAUGAUGAGGAGCAGGAAAUUGAUACGAAGCAAGUUAUUGAUGAUUUAGCGCUCAGUGAAGAUGAUGACGAACCGGAAGCCGGUCCGGCUCCAAAACCACCCGCCAAAGUGGUAUUUUCAAUAUCUGGAGAUGAAGAUUCAAUGGAUAUGCCAGAUAUUGAUCAAUUACGCAAUAUUCAACAGAAUCGCAAGAGGAAAGCGAGUACACCGCCUGAAAAUGUGAAAAAAGCGAAAAUUGAGGAGGAGGAAAAUGUGCAGGAGGAGAUUAGUGCUAGCAGUCAUUUUCAUGCGGUAAGUUGGGAGUUUUAAGGGGAAAUUUGGGGAAAAUCAGGUUUUCUUGUGCAAAAGUUGGAUUUCUAAUGAUUUUCAUAAGGAAAUCAUGAAUUUUCACUUAAAUUUCAUAGAAAAUUCAAAUCAUUGGAUUUUAGAGAAUUCUUUAGCCAAACAUCCAAUUUUAUGCAGAAAUCCAAGAAUUACAAUUGAAAAUUGGUGAAAAAAUCAAUUUUUAAAUCGAAAUUCUAUGAGAAAUCGGCCAAAAUUGAUUUAAAAAUCCACAAUCAAGCUAAAUUCAGGUCAAAAUUUAAGCCUAAUUUCGAUUUCAGCCCUAAAAGCCCCACGAAUCUCUAAUUCUUCUAGGCUAUGAGUAUGCUAAUGGACCCAGAUUCUCCACCGCCAGCUGCCGGACCAUCAACAUCAACAGCAGUCCCAACAAUCUCACCUUCAAAAAUCAUACCACCUGAGGAAUCCACGAAUUCUGAGCCAAAACAACAUUUUGUAGCGCCAAAGAAGCCGAAAUCCAAGCCGAAAACGCCUGAAAAACCGGCAGAAGAAGAGGUUGAACCUGAACCAUUAGAUGAGGAAAGUGAAAUCGCUCGAUUGAAGAUGCAAAUUCUCAUCUCCAAUUUCUCACAAGAGCAACUAAAUCGAUACGAGGCUUAUAGACGUAGCUCAUUUGCGAAAUCAUCCAUUCGAAAGCUGAUACAUCAAUAUACGGGACUGAAUGUGGGACAGAAUGUGGUGAUUGCGGUGGCGGGAUUGGCGAAAGUGUUUGUUGGUGAAGUUAUUGAGGAGGCGUUGGAUUUGAGGGAUGCGCAGAAGCAGACGGAUGAACCGUUGAAGCCGCAUCAUAUUAAACAGGCGCAUAUGGAAUUGGCGAGACAGGGGAAAUUGUAUCCACCCGUUGGACCACGACCUGAUAAUUCGAUGAUUUGGUGA